Messenger RNA from Coregonus clupeaformis (lake whitefish), 3523 nucleotides. RefSeq names its product arrestin domain-containing protein 1-like. Gene Ontology annotation, biological process: protein transport. Gene Ontology annotation, molecular function: ubiquitin-like ligase-substrate adaptor activity; ubiquitin protein ligase binding. NCBI's taxonomy places the organism in Eukaryota, Metazoa, Chordata, Actinopteri, Salmoniformes, Salmonidae. The record is from RefSeq and is a predicted model, not a curated record. Bases 376 to 1509 code for a protein of 377 amino acids. Gene Ontology annotation, cellular component: cytoplasm. The transcript has 7 exons.
UGACUGGUACUGUAUAUUUCUUAUAUAUUUUCCCCUAACCCAUUCCUUUUUUGUUAUGUUUACCUGCCUACAAGACACAAUGUAGUGUGCGUAGAUUAGUUUUAUGUCAGUUUUGCCUGUUAAACUAUCUGCUUAGCUACGUUAUUAUGAUUCACAUAUAGCAAGCUGAUAGUUAUGAAGUAAAACGUUUUCUUUGUGUAUAUCUUGUUUAAUCUCUAUUGUUGGCUUUGUCCUGGCUGGAAGAAGGUUCAGUGAAUGGAAGCAGCGUAAGGUAAUACAGUAGGGGGAGUGUGAGUGCUUUUCAAAUAUAAUGGUUUAUGCGUUCUCCACACUCUUGUCCUCACAAGAACGUACUCAAGAGAACGUCCUCGGAGAAUGCACUUGGAGCAUGAGAGUGUGACGCGCAGUGGUAUCCUGGCAGCUGGCGAGCACAGCUUCCCUUUUCAAUUUCUCAUUCCAGUGGCUGCCCCGACCUCCUUUGAAGGGCCCUUUGGGAAGAUUGUUUACCGUGUGAGAACCGUCAUAGACACACCUCGCUUCUCCAAGGACUACAAGGCCCAGAGGCCCUUCUACCUACUCAACCUGCUCAACCUCAACCAAGUGCCCGACAUUGAGCAACCCAGUUAUGCUGUGACCACUAAGAAGUUCAGCUACCUCCUGGUGAAGACGGGCACCCUCAUGCUGAAGGCUUGCAGUGACCAGAGAGGAUACACACCAGGCCAGAUCAUCAGACUAGCCACUGAGAUCCACAACAAGUCAGGCAAGGACACAGGUUGUGUGCUGGCCAGCCUCAUACAGAAAGUGACUUAUAAGACCAAACGGGCUGUGUUCGACCUGCGGACCAUAGCAGAGGUAGAGGGGGCGGGAGUGAAGGCGGGGAAACACGCUGAGUGGCGGGAGCAAAUCAUCGUACCGCCCCUCCCCCAGUCUGCCCUGGCCGGCUGCAGCCUUAUAGAGAUCGAUUACUUCAUCCAGGUAUCACUAAAGUCCCCAGAGACAGUUGUCACUUUACCCAUCUACAUCGGGAACAUCGCUGUCAACUUGAUCCCGUCACGACCUAUGCCCUCAACUCCAGCCCCAACAACCAUCAGCCCCAACACCGGUCCAGGAGGGGUUACCCCGAGCGCACCCCCGGCUGAGGAGGACUUGGAGGAGGUGUUGGGUGCAGGGGGUUCAGUCAGCGAGGAGAUCCCCACAAAGAGUCACUCCCAGCAGGACCAAUCUGGCCAGCCCCCCACCAUGUCCCCCAGUGCAUUCAGCUACGCUCCCGGUGUAGCUUCCCCCAACAGCCAGCAACCUGCCGAUGACACCUCGGCGCAUCUGUUCUGUGUGUCUACUGGGGCCACCAUCCCCUUCUUCACAGAGGGAAACGCCACCCCAGUACCCACGUCCUGUCCUCUCAUACUCCCCCCUGAGUACAGCACCUGGGACUACCCACAUGAGCCCCCUCCCACAUAUGAGGAGAGCUGCAGCAGCAACAACUCCAGCUUCAACAACAGCAGGCCUUAGAGGAGUGGGGACUGAGCAUAAUGGAGCUCACAACCACAAUUACACUCCCAAAAGGACAAAUAGGAUACUGCAACCCUUUCUCCAAGUGGACAGAACAUGCUCUCCUCCUAAGUAUUACUUUAAAAUAUAUAUUUUUAAAGGGAUCAUAUCAGAUUUUAUAUUAUAGUUACAUCUACCCUUCUCCCUGAUUUAAAGGACCUGAUGUUAUAUAGAUAGAAUGAGAGUGCAAAUUCCCUGUGCCUAAUAGGAGCACAUCAGAGACAACUUAUAGUAGGUAUGAUAUUCCAUAAUUGGAGUCUAUUAGAGACUAAACGUAGUGGGUAAUACAAAUUGUGAAUAUUCUUGCAUUGUGAUGACUUGAAAUUGUUGUAGGCCUGCUUUUGUGUCUCCUUUUUCAUCCUUCAAACACAACCAAGAUCUGGCCUUUAUUGUAGUUUCUUUCCAAAUGUGCACACUACUGUAAUUUCGAACCACUUCCACCGCAGUGGCUCCCUCUUUUGAUGAGUAGAGUAGGGGUGGCCUAGCUGGACAUGAGGGCCUAAGCAUGUCUACCCCCUGGUGGCCAUCAACGGAAGAGAAUGGAGCCUAUUGGAAAAGCUUCAGACCACUAAAGGAUUGGAGUUCAAUGAUGCCUGCUGAGGAAGGACAUAUUCCAUCAACCUGUGAUCUACUGACAAGGGGCUUCUGGAAUGUGCAUCUUAUCUUGUCACACCUCAUCAUCUUGAAACAGACAAGCGGGACAAUGUACUCUUGGGUGUGUAGGGGAACUGACGUAGCAAGGUUUGAUAUGCAUUUAUGACAUCUGAUGCAAACAGCAACUUUUCUUUCACCUUUUUUACCCUGGCACAUUUUUUACCCUGGAUAAAUGGAGAUGAUCUGUUGAUUUUCCAUAUGUGGCCUUAACUCCUUUUGUUCUACCUACAUUAGUAUGUGGUGAUGAAGACAGUUGUCUUCAGGGUUUCUGUUGCUUUUGAAAUGGCAGUCAAUGCAGAUAAAAAAUAUGUUGGUGUGAAAACCAACAGCGUUAAAUGUUCAAGCACAAGACAGCACUUUUUGACAGUUUGAAAACUGUGCAUGUAUAUGUUUUUGUUUGUGAAUGUGUAUGUAGUUGUACCAGUUUGUGUGUGAAUGUGUAUGUAGUUGUACCAGUUUGUGUGUGGCUGAUUGCCCCUCCUGUCUUUGGUAGUUGAUAGCGUUGGACAUCUCAGUUUGAGAGCCAGACAUCAGGCAACAUCAUCCACUCUGUGUUUGUAUGAGUGUUUGUUUUGUAUGUCUGUCUUGUUUCCGUCUCAAUUACAGCAUCCUUUUUUAUGUAUAGGCCAACCUCAUUGUGGCUUAUGUUUCGUACAACUCUGUGAAUACAACCUUUAGCACCUGCUGUGGGAAUACAUGUAACGCAAUUCCUCCUCAAAUGGUAGCCAAUAGUACAGUCACAGCCUUUAAUACCAGAAAAUAAAUUGCAGAUUAUAUUGGGAAUUGAUCUGCGGUUCAGACCACUGCUCUAUACUAAUAAGGUAUCAGAUCUGAAAGAACCAUAGAAAUUACACCUCUACUGUACAUUUGAGUCAUUUAGCAGACGCUCUUAUCCAGAGCGACUUACAGUUAGUGAGUGCAUACAUUUUCAUACUGGCCCCCAUGGGAAUCGAACCUACAACCCUGGCGUUGCAAGCGCCAUGCUCUACCAACUGAGCUACAAGAUUGCUAUGGCAGCUUGGUUCUCGAGUCAUUUCAUGCUGCCUUUAUCAAUCCUGCCCCAUUGUUUGUAUUUCUCUUUACGAAAGUACUAUAGCUUUAUAAACUCCUACAUGUUUUUCAUUGUACUUUCUUUUCCCCUCACAAAUGGGUGUGUGGUUUCGUAUUUUUCUAUUUGUAAAGAGAUUUCUGGUGCAUAUGGUAGCCAUUUGAGAGAGAAAAAAUAUUCUGAAAAAUAGUAGCAUCCUGGUCAAUCAAUGUAAAAAUUAAACUUGUUAUAAAUCCAAAUUGUACAGUAUACCAAUAAAAUGAUCAUCUGCCA